AUGGCCUCAGAUGUCGCCAAGUUUGCUGCCCCCCUGUCUCAAGGGUUUGGCUAUGGUAUCAUUAUCGGACUAGGCUUUGCGUUUGCACUGGUGAUGAUAUUCAUCACGUGGGCUCUAAAGAGAUACCAGCAUGAAGUUCAAACCUCUGAAAUGUUCUCAACAGCUGGAAGGUCUGUGAAGUCCGGCCUGGUCGCGGCUGCGGUCGUUAGCAGCUGGACGUGGGCUGCAACUCUUCUUCAAUCGUCCGCUGUGGCUUAUAAAUAUGGCAUAUCGGGUCCUUUCUUCUAUGCCUCGGGUGCCUGCGUACAGAUCAUCCUGUUUGCUACUCUGGCUAUUGAACUCAAGAGGCGAGCCCCGAAUGCACACACGUUUCUAGAAGCUAUUCGCGCUCGCUACGGAACAGCCGUCCAUGUGGUCUUUAUUGUCUUCUGCUUAAUGACCAAUAUUCUUGUUACUGCUAUGUUGCUUACUGGCGGUUCGGCCGUCAUGACAUCUCUGACUGGGGUUCAUACAGCUGCAGCCUGCUUCCUGCUCCCCAUUGGCGUUGUGCUUUACACUCUGUUCGGCGGUAUCAAGGCCACCUUUAUCACGGACUACAUGCACACAGUGGUUAUCAUUGUAGUUAUUUUCAUCUUUGCAUUUUCCGCUUAUGCAACAAAUGAUACUCUUGGUUCUCCUGGGAGAGUGUACGAUGCGCUAGUUGCGGCCUCUAAACUUCAUCCCGUUGAAGGAAAUGCUCAAGGCAGCUAUCUUACUAUGAGAUCGAAGGAGGGGGGUAUAUUCUGGGUUAUAAAUCUUGUCGGCAAUUUUGGCACUGUCUUCUUAGACAAUGGAUAUUAUAACAAAGCUAUCGCGGCACACCCUGUUCAUGCUUUUCCCGGCUAUGUCAUCGGCGGCCUUUGCUGGUUUGCCAUUCCCUGGCUUUGUGCCAGCACUAUGGGCAUUUCGGCUCUUGCUCUGGAAGGGUCUCAGCGCAUGAGCUCUGAAGACGUCACUGCAGGACUUGUCCUUCCAUUCGCUGCUGUCAACCUAUUGGGAUACAGUGGUGCCGUAUGCACCACACUCAUGAUCUUCAUGGCCGUCACGUCCGCUUUCUCGUCACAGCUUAUUGCGGUAUCAUCCAUUCUUACCUAUGACAUCUACCAAGCCUACAUAAAUCCUUCAGCGAAGGGGAAAAGACUGGUUUGGAUUUCCCACAUGUCCUGUAUACUCUUCGCCAUUGUGAUGGCGGGUUUUGCUACUGGGUUGUACUACGCCGGCAUCGGCAUGGGCUACCUCUACCUGCUUAUGGGUGUCAUCAUUUCUUCUGCCGUGUUCCCCGGUGCCAUGACCCUCGUCUGGAAGGGACAAAACUGGAUCGCUGCCUCCUCUUCACCUGUUCUCGGUCUUGCAAUGUCUUUGAUUGCCUGGCUGGUCACAGCAAAGAAGGAAUCCGGCGUCCUAACCGUUGAUUCUACGGGCGCAAACUACCCAAUGCUUGCCGGAAACGUCACCGCUCUCCUCAGCCCCGUCAUUUUCUCCCCUAUUCUCACGUAUGUCUUCGGCCCCCAGAACUACGACUACGAGUCCAUGCGCGCCAUCCGCAAAGUCGACGACACCGACGUCGCCGCUGCCGCGCACAUUGAUAUCGAGCUGAUUCCGGGCGAAGCCACCAUGACCAACGCCGAAAAAGAAGAAGAGGAACAACGCAAGUUGAACCGCGCAGCAUUAUACUCACGCACCCUGACAAUCGGAAUGGUGAUUUGCUUCUUGCUGCUGUGGCCGAUCCCCAUGUACGGGACCUCGUAUGUCUUCAGCAGGAAGUUCUUUACUGGCUGGGUGAUUGUUGGCAUUAUCUGGCUUUUCGUGACCACAUUUGGCGUGGUGGUGUUCCCGCUGUACGAGGGACGGAAGAGCAUCAUACGUACGACCCGUUCUAUGGUUCUGGAUGCUAUGGGCAGGAAAUCAAGGGCGCUUGAUGGACAGAAGGGGUAUGACGAGAGUCCGUCGGGAGUCGCGACGCCCACGGAGAAGGAGGAGGUGGUGGACCUGGUGGACCUGGUGAACCUUGGACACCUGGGGGACCCAUGGGAGCUGGUUGGGAAUACCCAUAGUAAGCUGGAGCCUGAGGAGGCGGCGCCGGUCCAGGCGGUACCCCUGGUGGAGGACGAGUAUCGGGUGUUAUAUCAGUGA
Molecule: messenger RNA, 2172 nt
Organism: Aspergillus tanneri
Lineage: Eukaryota; Fungi; Ascomycota; Eurotiomycetes; Eurotiales; Aspergillaceae
Product: sodium:solute symporter family protein
Exons: 9
Coding region: 1-2172 (723 amino acids)
Biological process (GO): putrescine transport; spermidine transport; urea transmembrane transport
Cellular component (GO): plasma membrane
Molecular function (GO): putrescine transmembrane transporter activity; spermidine transmembrane transporter activity; urea transmembrane transporter activity
Source: RefSeq, a predicted model, not a curated record